Messenger RNA from Cyprinus carpio (common carp), 2662 nucleotides. RefSeq names its product G-2 and S-phase expressed 1. The record is from RefSeq and is a predicted model, not a curated record. Gene Ontology annotation, cellular component: cytoplasmic microtubule; microtubule cytoskeleton. Lineage: Eukaryota; Metazoa; Chordata; Actinopteri; Cypriniformes; Cyprinidae. Gene Ontology annotation, molecular function: microtubule binding.
AAACGUGCUCCACCAAUCCUGUCGCAGCAUUGUGUCACGUGAUCUUCGAAAUCAGCCUGACCACGAAAUUUGAAAUGUGGAAACAGAUUGCUAGUGCGUGUUAUUUAUUGUGAACAAUCAACACUACGAUUUAUAAAUAGAACCCGAGAGCUCUGUCUAACAAACAGACUUUGGCCUCCAUUUGUUUUCCAGGCUGAAGAUGGCAUCUCUCUCUCACAGUGAUUUUGUUUCACUGGCUGAGGAGAAAUUUGACUUUGAUGUUUCAUUGUCACCUGAAAGGUUUGUAUUAAAUGUUCAAUAUGUUCAAGGCAUUUUCAUUGGUCCAAUCAGUCAUAAAGAGAAAUGCAUUUCCCAUGGAGUGGAGAUUCAUGUGAAGGACAGUAUAAGCAGCGGCCCGUCUCUUGGAGAAGAGCCCAGCUGGAGUCCGCUCACAGGAGAGAAGUUUGAUGAAAUCUGCAAAGAAGCUCAGCUGCUCGCCAGCCACCUCGAGCAAACGGUGACAGAUUCUGUAGCUGAGAGCAGCGUCGUUUCCUCAAGCCAAGCCAUAGAGACUGAGACAUUUGAGGAGGACACCACAUCCAAACUGAACAUGUUUAGCAAGCCAGCUGAUGUUCUGAGUCCCAUCAAAAGAGAAACCUUUCUUGUGCAGGACAGCCCAAUGAAGCAGCUUCCACCUGCCAUUCAGAAGCGUAUGCUGAAGUCUUACGGGGCGGCUGGGUUUGGCAAACCACGUCUCAGCACAUCAAGUCCAGUCAGGCCUGCUGUGACACAGCCUAAGAUGGCAACUAGAGGCAAAGCCAUUGUGACUAGUAGUGGGGUGUUACCCAGCAAACCCACAGCACAAGGAAACUCACGACUUUCCUCCAGCACCAAAAUGCCACCGGCGACUAAAUCUAGACUUCCUCCUCCCAGCAAAGGUAAUUUUGGGCUAAAGCGCAGUCCCAGCAGUAGAAACACAAGUAGAGCUGGUUCUUCUGAAGACCUUCUCUCUGAUAACACCAGUGUUGCUUCUGAUGUCAGUGACUCUUCCUUUAACAGCAGUUUGCCAGGAAGAAGCAGCAUUCCUGCCCGGAACAAGACAGAAUUGCGAGCUCCAGCUGCUCUUAAAGCUCCCUCCCUUCAGAACUCGAGAGUUGUAGACAGGAGAAGAAACACUUCAUCCUCUUCCUCAUCUGUGUCCAGCAUCAAUUCUAGUCUAACUAUACCCCCACCCUCACCAGCCAAACACACUUCCUCCCUCAACUCCAGCACUAACAGCAUCGGUGCUCGUUCACACAGCAGCAUGAGCAGGUUGCCAAGUUCUAGCCGCAAAUCCUCUGUUGUUACCAGAAACCCAGAGCCCCCCAUCAGCAGACGGGCCUCCAUCUCUACACAGGGGAGGAGGGCGUCUGAACUCCUUCCCAGACCUGUUAAAGCUACACCCAUUAAAAAAACAGAUCCAUUCAGAUCCAUUAUACCACCUUCACAGCUUCCAUGACCCCAGCCGCAAAAAAUACAGGUGAAAGGACCCGCCUCUACAUCCAGCCCGCAUCUCUGCAUGCUGCUUGCUAAGAUGGGAUGUGCUCUUAGAGGAAACCCUCAAACUCAAGGAAAAUUAUAAACAACACCCACAAACUACCUAAAAGGAGUUCGCAAAUCAGAGGUUUCCUCCUCGCCUGACGUCCCUCGUAUCAUGAAGCCAAAGAGAUUAUUGACUGCAUGCAGUGUGGAUAGACCUGAUCAUCUAGUCGGUCCUCCAGUGGGGCUCCUGACGCCCUCAGCUAUGGGCAGUAAACUGCGGAGACCCUCGGCUCUUCCCACUCCAGUCAACCGCCGGAUCUCUGGCAUCCCUGCACUCACACCCAAGAGUGUGACACGUCUGAGUAAACCUUCCCAGGUCACAGAGCACUCGUCGACCACCAGCCAAACAGCCACUCAUUCAAGCCCUGAAAACAUGAAAGAAAGUGAGAAUCAGGAAGAUAAGCAAAUUUCAGUGUCCAAUGAGAAGACCUGCCCUCCAGCUGACCUCCAGCCCUGCUCCCUGGUCUUUAAUAUGGAGGAUGAGCCUGAGGAACCUCCUCCCUGUGAGCCAGCAGUUGUGGAGAAUCCCUCUGAGCCGCCUUCAUGUGAUCCAGAGCCUCUUGAAGUCGAAAUCAAUCCCCCAACUCUUCCAAGCACAGUGGACACCCAAAAACACCUGCAGAACACAGAGAAAAAGGAAGUUAAAGAGGUUUUGCUUGUGGACGCACCUGCACCAGCACUUCAGCUGACAGAAAAGAUGCUAAUUGAUCUCUCCAACACCCCAGACCUGAUCAAAACCUCCUCUGGAAAGCCCUGGGGGGGACAGUUAAUUGACCUGAGUUCACCUCUUAUAAAGUGGAGUCCAGAGGACAAGAACAAAAAUGCUGAGAAUGCGGCUCCACUGAUCGACUUGUCUUUUUAGAGGACCUGCAAAAUUUACUGUGAACUGUGACAAGAAAAAAUAAUCAACUGGAGUUUUUCAUACUGUUGAAAUUACUUUAAAGAGGGAGCAUGGAUGCUGCUGCUGUGCUUUAUUAGCCUUUGUGCUUUUAUUUGUGUUGUCUGUCCUUCAUGAUUGUAAUUAUGGUGAUUUGCAGUAUUUUAAAAAUGAAAUGUGUUGUAUUUCUCCCAAAACGUACAAAUAAAUGUUACAUUUACAACA